UCCUGGUCUUUGUAUUGAAUUACUUUACUUUCCACACUGGCAUUUCUUCGUAACUCUUCGACCGCAGCGCAUCAGAGGGAGUUCUCUUAGCAGUCAAACCAGCUGCCUCCUAACGAUGAUUCUGGAAGGUGGUCUGAUUUUUUUCGUCAGUGUAGUCGGCGUCCUUGGCCAGAUCCCGUCGCCGAGCGCCCCGCUGAGUAACUUCUCCUACAUUUCCGGUAAAGGGAACGUACUCCUGGCCAUCGAUCGCACCGGCAUCGUCAACCGUCUCGACAACGGGGCCUGGGUUGCAUUGCCCGAACCCACGCCACUUGUCAAUGAUGGGGACGUGGGAUCUGCCAAAGCCGUUAGUGUGGGCGCUAGUCCGGAUGGAUGGCAUCACUUGUGCACUCUGACGGGUCAAACAUACCGCUUCAAUCCAACCAGCAAUGCUUGGGAGUUCUCCAAUAGUGGUCGCUGUCUGCAGGUCAACGCCAUGAGCAAAAACACCGCUGUGGAGAUUCAGAGGCCGUCUGCACUGGACAGUAAUGAUGGAGAUAUCCGAAAAUACAACGGAGCAGGCUUGAUCCCUACAUGGACCCUCGUGGCCGGUAGCAACCAGCGAGUGUUUCAGUAUAGCAAAUGGGUUAGUAUCGGGGAAGACGGAGAGAUUUGGACCAUCUCUCGCAAAGGUAAUGUGUUCCGCUACAACGGAGCUUCUAAUAACUUCGACGGGAUCCCGAUUCUCAGCGCUAUCGCGCUGGAUGUGCGCAAUGCUACAUACGCUACCGUCGUCACCGCCGGCUGCAACGCGUGGACUUUCAAGAGCGGCACGUGGACCAAGUGGGCCAUCAGCACCUGUCCGGUGCAGACCACCUCCACCAGCAGUAAUGAUUAUUACUUAGACGAACACGGCAGAUUUGGUUCGCGCCAUUAAAUUUCGGUAAUAAUGUGGUCAUGGCUAAAUAGGCUAAUGGAUGAAGAUUGCUUGCUUGCAGUAGUGGAAUGAAGUUUGUCGCUUUAUCUUCGAUAUCCUACACUAUUAAUUAUGCGAGUAAUGCACAUCUCGCAGUUGGCUUACAAUUGUUAGCUUCGGCUAAUUUGAUUGAUUUCCAGCUAAUAAAAUAUGGGAGCAGC
Messenger RNA from Paramacrobiotus metropolitanus, 1116 nucleotides. RefSeq lists its product as uncharacterized. The record is from RefSeq and is a predicted model, not a curated record. The coding region runs from base 116 to 916 and encodes 266 amino acids. The transcript has 2 exons. NCBI's taxonomy places the organism in Eukaryota, Metazoa, Tardigrada, Eutardigrada, Parachela, Macrobiotidae.